UUUGAAAUUUGAUUAAAUAUCCCAUACGUUCAUAAGAUUUUACUUUUAGUGUUUAGUGUUUACGAAUUACUAAAAAUCGGCAAUUAAUUUGUAUCUUUAAUAAUAUUAUAUUUAAAGUGAUAAUCAGCAUUAUCUAGUAGGAGAAUAAUUAUUGCCGAGGAGUUAAAUUUGUUUUAAUAUUUACGAUGCAAAGAGAAGAAAAGCAAUUAGAAGCUACUCUACAUGGCAUUCUUAACAGAGUAAACGAUCUUAAAAAUGCAAUACAAUCUCUGAUUAAUAAAUUAGAAACAGAAUACGAGACAAUCAAUUGGCCACAAUUCCUUGACAAUUAUGCUAUUUUGUCUGGUCAUUUGACAGGCCUAAGUAAAAUAUUACAAGCAGAAUUGGCUCCAUCACUGAGAUCAGUUGUGGUUCUACCCCUUCAACUAGGCUGUGAAAGAGAUGAAGAGUUGGCUCGACUUUCUGAGGGUCGAGUUCCAGCUUGCACACACGAUUUAGUUCCAGAUCUGUUAAGAACCAAACCAGAACCGCAAGCUGAACAAAGACUACAACAACUUAACCACAAAGCUAGCACAUUGAGUUAUGACACAGCUCAGAAACAAGUGGCUCAGUUUACCAAAGUUAUUAGUCAUGUCUGGGAAAUAAUAUCAAAAGGAAGAGAAGACUGGGAAGGUGAAUCAAUGAGGUCGUCUGGCAUGCAGCCAACACACAUCAUAGCAGAUACACAUGCUCUUGUCACUGCAGUUGGUACUGGUAAGGGCCUCAGACCUGGAUUACCGCCUUGUGUGCCUCAAGGGGUUGGAGCUCCUGGAAUGGGGCCAUCUCGUGGACCAACCCCUCAGAUGGGACCAGCUGCACCAACUAUGCCAAAAGCACCUUCUGCUAUUAAAACCAACAUCAAAGCAGCAAAUCAAAUACAUCCAUAUCAAAGAUAAAAAUAGAAAAAAAAAAACUUUUUUAGUGAACACAGACCAAUGUCUGGCUAUAAAUACAAUUAACAAUUAAAAAAACUUUAAAGUUUGGAAUUGGAGUCAUUCUUAUAUGUAAUAUUCCAUAGGUUUUCUAAUUUUCUACAUCGAGUACAUACUUGCAUUAAAAGCAGGUUUGGAGUCAUUUUUGAUAGAUCGGAUGACAUUCUGAUGAAAUGGCACCAGACAAACCUGGCCUAGAUUGCCAUGGGCACAGAGGGGUCCUUACUUUUAUUAUUAUAAAUAAUAUAAUUAGAUAGAUAUUAUUUAUUAUAUUUUAAAUAAACUUUAUGAGUUUAAUCCUUAA
Leptidea sinapis is the source of this 1275-nucleotide messenger RNA. RefSeq names its product mediator of RNA polymerase II transcription subunit 8 (gene MED8). Gene Ontology annotation, molecular function: RNA polymerase II cis-regulatory region sequence-specific DNA binding; transcription coregulator activity. NCBI's taxonomy places the organism in Eukaryota, Metazoa, Arthropoda, Insecta, Lepidoptera, Pieridae. Gene Ontology annotation, cellular component: core mediator complex; mediator complex. The transcript has 4 exons. Gene Ontology annotation, biological process: regulation of transcription by RNA polymerase II. The coding region runs from base 186 to 935 and encodes 249 amino acids. The record is from RefSeq and is a predicted model, not a curated record.